AUCUUCACCCAGGACAUCAGGGGAGAGGAAGGCUGCUGGAGGUCAAAUAUGACCACUUUACUGAAGUAUGUGCCUUGUGGAUCUCCACUCAGCAAGGGCCGGUCACAGCAGAAGGCAAAAGAUCAGCCUGCUGAAGACCUUAAAACAGACCAUCACGACAAACUUCAGCGACUUCUGUGGGAAUGAGCAGCAGGAUGCUCAUGAGUUCCUCAGUGUUCCCCUGUCCCAGCUUAAAGAGGAGGGGGUUUCCCUGAGGACAAGGGAGGGGCUGCACCCCUACACCUGUUACAUCGAGGCAAAUUUUGAAUUUGACCUCCUGACCACCAGAACAUGCCUCAGGUGAG
Molecule: messenger RNA, 344 nt
Organism: Anguilla anguilla (European eel)
Lineage: Eukaryota; Metazoa; Chordata; Actinopteri; Anguilliformes; Anguillidae
Product: ubiquitin carboxyl-terminal hydrolase 29-like
Exons: 3
Coding region: 68-343 (91 amino acids)
Biological process (GO): protein deubiquitination
Molecular function (GO): cysteine-type deubiquitinase activity
Source: RefSeq, a predicted model, not a curated record